UGUCAAAGCAAAGUUCGAAUCUCGACAAUACAUUGCAACCUGCGCCAAUUAUUUUGAUAAUAUUCAUAAGUCUAGUACUUCUACAAAAGACAUACCUGCAAAUGGUAUUAAUACACACUUGGUUAUAGAAUGUAAUAUACAAGAUGUAUCGGUUGAAAUUAUUGAAUACCAUUUAUGGAAAGAUGUUGAUGGAAUACUUAUUGAUAUGUUGAAUGUCGGAUUAAAUUCAAUAGAUAAAAAUGUUAAACCACGAAAUCCGGGAUGGUUUAUUACGGCAAG
Messenger RNA from Dentiscutata erythropus, 279 nucleotides. Lineage: Eukaryota; Fungi; Glomeromycota; Glomeromycetes; Diversisporales; Gigasporaceae. The record is from the annotation of a GenBank genome assembly.